AUGGCGAAAAUCAUUGAUGGAAAGAAUAUUGCAAAAUCUAUUCGAGAUCAAAUUCGGGAAGAUAUUGUUCAAUUUAAAAAAAAAUAUUCUGAAUUUAAACCUCACCUUUCAAUUAUUCAAGUGGGUAGUAGAGAGGAUUCGACCGUUUAUGUGAGGCAAAAAGAAAGGGCUUGUAAAGAAGCAGGAAUUGAAUUCAGUUUACAAAAAAAGGAUGAAUUUAUUACUGAACAGGAGUUAAUAAAAUCAAUUCAUGAUUUAAAUAAUGACCUAUUGACUCAUGGUUUAUUAGUUCAACUUCCACUUCCAAACCAUAUUAACGAAAUUCGUGUUACAGAAAAUAUUGACCCUAAAAAGGAUGUAGAUGGAUUUCAUGCAAAUAAUAUCGGGAAUUUAUCUAAAAGAAAUAGUGAUCCUUUAUUUUUGCCUUGCAUUGAAAUUUCUGGUAAACAAGCUGUUGUGGUUGGACGUAGCGAUAUCGUGGGUUUUCCAGUAUUUACACUUCUGUCCCGUAAUGAUGCUACCGUAACUCUAUGCCAUUCCAAGACCAAAAAUCUUCCCGAGAUUACAGCUGAUAUUCUGGUAAUAGCUAUUGGAAAAGCAGAAUAUGUAAAAGGAGAUUGGAUAAAGCCCGGUGCAGUAGUUAUUGAUGUUGGAACUAAUUCAAUUGAAGAUUCCACAAAAAAAUCUGGCAUUCGAUGGGUAGGAGAUGUGGAAUUUUCAACCGCAUCCAAAGUAGCAUCACAAAUAACCCCGGUUCCUGGUGGGGUAGGGCCAAUGACAGUUGCAAUGUUACUACAAAACACUGUCGAAAGUGCAAAAAGGUUUUUAAAAGAAAAUAUUGAACGAAAGGUUUCACCUUUGCAUUUGAAAUGUCUAGAUCCUGUACCAAGUGACAUCGACAUAGCAAUGUUUCAAACACCUAAAUCCAUUAAAUUGCUGGCCCAAGAAUUAGGAUUGGCAUUAAAUGAAUACGAAUUAUAUGGGAAUACUAAAGCAAAAGUUAAUUUUCCAGUACUUGAAAGAUUAAAAUCGCGAAAGAAUGGCAAAUAUAUUGUUGUCACUGGUAUUACUCCUACUCCAUUGGGAGAAGGAAAAUCAACAACCGUUAUUGGUAUUACGCAAGCAUUAGGAUCACAUUUAAAUAAACGUGUAUUUGCAUGUGUCAGGCAACCAUCUCAAGGACCCACUUUUGGUAUAAAAGGUGGAGCAGCAGGAGGUGGUUAUUCUCAAGUAAUACCAAUGGACGAAUUUAACCUACAUUUAACUGGUGAUAUUCAUGCAGUAACUGCUGCUAACAAUUUAUUGGCUGCUGCAAUUGAUGCUCGAAUUUUUCAUGAAAAUACUCAAUCCGACACGGCCCUUUUUAAUCGUCUAUGUCCCUCUAUAAAAGGGGUUCGUAACUUCUCACCUGUAAUGUUAAAACGUUUAAAAAAAUUUGGAAUUGAUAAAAAUAAUCCUGAAGAUUUAACACCUGAAGAGAUUAGUAAAUUUGUUAGAUUAGACAUUAAUCCUAAUUCCAUUACAUGGAAUAGAGUAAUAGAUACAAAUGAUCGAUUUUUGCGUCGUAUAACAAUUGGUCAAAAUGAAACAGAAAAAGGUCAAACACGUCAAACUGGAUUUGAUAUUUCUGUGGCAUCAGAAUGUAUGGCCGUACUCGCUUUAAGCACAUCCCUAGCUGACAUGCGAGAAAGGUUAGGUAGAAUUGUUGUGGCCACUAACAAAGGUGGAAAUGAAUUAAUAACAGCUGAUGAUCUUGGUAUAGGAGGAGCAUUAACAGUAUUGAUGAAAGAUUCCAUAAGACCUAAUCUUAUGCAAACACUAGAAGGAAACCCAGUAUUUGUACACGCAGGACCAUUUGCUAAUAUAGCACAUGGAAAUAGUUCGAUAUUGGCUGAUAAAAUAGCACUUAAAUUAGUGGGUUCAGAAUGCGAUGAAAAAGGAAAUUUAAUUGAAGGAGAAGAAGAAGGAUACGUAGUGACCGAAGCUGGAUUUGGAGCUGAUAUCGGAAUGGAAAAGUUUUUCAAUAUUAAAUGCCGAACUUCAGAAUUGAUACCUGACGCUGUUGUAUUAGUUGCUACCGUGAGAGCUUUGAAAAUGCAUGGUGGUGGACCUUCAGUCAUGCCCGGGAAGCCUUUACAUGAGACAUAUUUGAAAGAAAAUCUUGAAUUAUUAGAAAAAGGAUGUGAUAAUUUAGUUAAACAUAUUGAAAAUGCAAGGAAAUAUGGGCUUCCAGUUGUAGUUGCCAUUAAUCAAUUUACAACUGAUACUGAAGCAGAGUUAUCAUUAAUUCGUAAGAUUUCCACGGAAGCAGGAGCCAUUGAUGCUGUACCUGCCACUCAUUGGGCGUUAGGUGGGGCAGGAGCUGUAGAAUUAGGAAAAUCUAUAAUUAAAGCUGCAAAUGAAAAACAAGAAUUCAGAUUUUUAUAUGAUAUCGAGAAGCCCAUUGUAGAGAAAAUCGAAAUUAUUGCGAAAGAGAUGUAUGGUGCUGAUGGUAUAGAGUUAAGUGAAUUGGCAAAAGAUAAAGUAAAACUUUACACUCAACAGGGAUUCACAAAUCUGCCUAUAUGUAUGGCCAAAACUCAUUUAUCACUUUCGCAUAAUCCAAAUCUUAAAGGAGUACCUAAAGGGUUCAUUGUGCCAGUACGUGAUAUAAAAGCAUCAAUUGGUGCGGGAUUUUUAUAUCCACUAUUGGGUGAAAUGCAAACUAUGCCCGGAUUGCCUACCCGUCCGUGCUUCUUUGAUGUAGAUUUAGAUCCAGAAACUGGCAGAGUCUAUGGAUUAUUUUAA
Diversispora eburnea is the source of this 2787-nucleotide messenger RNA. The record is from the annotation of a GenBank genome assembly. Lineage: Eukaryota; Fungi; Glomeromycota; Glomeromycetes; Diversisporales; Diversisporaceae.